AUAACAGAUAGCAUGAAGUCAUAUACUUGAGUCGCAUGUUUAUUCUUCUUGGAAGCUUGCGAUGCUGAUGAGAUAAAUCCGAAAUGUCAAGCUCCUCUGCGGGCUUUCCGCCGCCAGACUCGACCGAAGCCUCGUCCAGUCGCGACAUCCCAAUCAUUGCGAAUGUGGAUAAUGCGGUCGAUAUUGAGGAUGAUGACGAUAAUGAUCCUAUUGCCAGUCAUGCUCGUGAUGAAACCCUCCUCUCAUUAGACCCACUCAAUGAUGAAGCAAAUAGCGGAAUAUCUUUCAAGCGCAGACAAAAGUCACCCUCGAGCUUUUCCUUUUCCAAAUUUCUGCCGUCGCCUCUUUCGAAUAGUAGUCGCCAGACAUCACCGUUGCCUCGACAGGCAAACGGUCAAAGUCGAGGUCAUCGGCGAAACAGAUCACUGGCAGAAAGAACUUCCCUGGACGACGAGCCGCUCCAAGACCGACCACUUGAUUCUAAAGACGGCGAUCCUUUGGACUGGUAUGUCGAAGGUCCAGGACGGCGUGUAGGCUACGACAAUCUUACGGCCAUUGAUUGGAUCUUUGAAUACACCAAGGAGCGACAGAGAUUACGGGUUCUCUCUUCGAGCACUCAGGGUAUCGUGGGCUCAGCAUUGCAGCUGCUGGAUGCCAGCCAAGUGUGGCUGGUUUUGAUCGCCACGGGAAUAGCGGCUGGCGUACUCGCUGCGGCUAUUGAUAUCGUGAGUGAUUGGCUAGGCGAUAUUAAGAAUGGAUAUUGCAAAACUGGCCCAGGAGGUGGCAGGUUCUAUUUGAAUAAGGCGUUUUGUUGUUGGGGACAUGACGAAUGGUCGCAAUGCCAGGAAUGGACUCCAUGGAGUGAUGCACUUCACGUUGGAAAUAGAGCAGGUGGUUAUAUUGUGGAAUAUAUAUUCUUCAUUUUGUUUUCGGUAUUUUUUGCGGCAUGUGCAAGCGUCUUGGUUGGAACUUAUUCUAUAUAUGCGAAGCAGAGUGGUAUACCAGAGAUAAAGACAGUUUUGGGAGGGUUUGUCAUUAAACGCUUUUUGGGAACCUGGACUCUUAUUACGAAAUCCCUUGGCCUGUGCCUUUCAGUUGCUUCUGGUCUAUGGUUGGGCAAAGAGGGUCCCCUGGUACAUGUUGCGUGUUGCUGUGCGAAUGUCUUUAUGAAAUUUUUUGAUAAUAUAUCCAAAAAUGAAGCUCGAAAACGUGAGGUUUUCUCUGCAGCAGCAGCGGCCGGUAUAUCUGUCGCUUUUGGCUCUCCUAUUGGCGGCGUUUUAUUUAGUUUGGAACAACUAUCGUAUUAUUUUCCAGACAAGACAAUGUGGCAGAGUUUCGUAUGCGCCAUGGUUGCAGCCGUGACAUUGCAAGCUCUCAAUCCUUUCCGCUCCGGCAAAUUGGUUUUGUACCAAGUCACCUAUUCAAGUGGUUGGCAUGCAUUUGAGCUUGUUCCGUUUGUCUUGCUCGGAAUAUUGGGUGGCCUGUACGGCGGUGCGUUCAUCAAAUUGAACAUGAAGGUUGCAAACUGGCGAAAGACCUCUCGAUUUGUAGACCACCCACUUCUCGAGGUCACACUGUUCGCUUUAAUCACCGCCUUGGUCAACUUUCCCAUUAUGUAUAUGAGGGCACAAGUCUCGGAGCUUGUUUUCGCCCUAUUCGCAGAAUGCUCCGCACUUACUGAUGAUCAACUUGGGCUUUGCAAAACUGGGGCGGCCAAUGCCGGCGUUAUCGCUCUGCUUCUUGUGGCAUCCGUCCUAGGCUUCCUCUUUGCAGCGGUAACCUUUGGGUUGCAGAUACCUUCAGGUGUGCUUCUUCCUUCCAUGGCGAUUGGUGCGCUUUAUGGCCGAGCGAUUGGUCUAGUGAUGGAGAUUGUGCAGAGCAGCUUCCCGAAAGCUUUCAUCUUCUCUACCUGUGAGCAGGACAUAGCCUGCGUCACACCGGGUACUUACGCUAUCAUCGGCGCUGCCUCUGCUGUAGCAGGGCUUACACGGAUGACUGUGUCCAUUGUGGUCAUCAUGUUUGAACUCACGGGUGCUUUAACAUACGUCCUCCCAAUCAUGAUUGCCGUCAUGAUUAGCAAAUGGAUAGGAGAUGCAUUUGGAAAGCGCGGAAUCUACGAAAGCUGGAUUCAUCUCAGCGAAUAUCCUUUCCUGGAUAAUAGCGACGACUAUCCGAUUCCAGAUGUUGCCGUGUCGCAUGUUAUGACGCGGAUAGAAGACCUGGUCGUCAUUUCAGCGAGUGGCCACACUAUCGAAUCACUGAAUCAGCUCUUAACUAAUAACCCACAUCGAGGUUUUCCUGUCAUCAGCGAUACACGCGAUUCGCUCCUGCUGGGAUACAUAUCUCGUACCGAGCUUGCGUUUGCACUGAACUCAGCUGUGAGCUCUCCGCGGAAUUUGCCUCCCACAGCUGAAACAUUCUUCUCUUCGCAGUCCAUGGCUGAUCCUACCACGACUCUGGACCUGCGACCUUGGAUGGAUCAUACGCCAAUCACGCUUGACUCGAAGAGCAGCUUGCAGCUUGCCGUCAAUCUUUUCCAGCGGUUGGGUCUACGUUAUGUACUUUUCUGCAAUAGAGGCACCUUGCAAGGCCUUCUUACGAAGAAGGAUGUCUGGUAUAUUCUUAACGGCGCAGAAGAAGAUAGACAUGGUGCUUCUGCGGGGAUUCCCAGAGAGAAUGAAGGAUCCACAGGCGAAGAAAGAGGUUUACUUGGCGCAGAUGAGGCCAGCGACGGGACAGAAAGCGUAGUAAAUAUACGAUAAAGGGUUUCUCAAAUUUUCUUCUUUUCUUUUCAACACCAUGAUCACUCCCAUGGUGUGUAUCUGUAAUGUUAUUGUACAUCU
This is a messenger RNA of Xylona heveae TC161, 2843 nucleotides long. RefSeq lists its product as hypothetical. Gene Ontology annotation, molecular function: voltage-gated chloride channel activity. The record is from RefSeq and is a predicted model, not a curated record. Gene Ontology annotation, cellular component: membrane; early endosome; Golgi apparatus. NCBI's taxonomy places the organism in Eukaryota, Fungi, Ascomycota, Xylonomycetes, Xylonales, Xylonaceae. The coding region runs from base 84 to 2762 and encodes 892 amino acids. Gene Ontology annotation, biological process: transmembrane transport; chloride transport. The transcript has 7 exons.